AUGAAGAAGCUGGUACCGUUUGAUUUGUUUCGCUAUAAUAGCUGUUCAACCACGUUUCGUCGCGCGGUUUGUUCGUUGAGUACAGGACGUCUUGUUAUUUGCUCCUAUGCGAAUUCCUUCAUCCGUCUAAGCCCAUCCGUCCUUUGCACGGGCUCCUCCACAUUCCACCACCACGCCACAACCCCUUGCCUGAAUCCAGUGGGUGCACCGCAAUACCAAUGCAGUGAGUGCGGCAAAGCGUUUCGCCUUCUCAAUGCCCUUAAUCAUCAUAUUUUAACGAAGCACGCCGGUCAGGCCAAAGCUUUGAUUAAACGAGAGGGUAAAAUCGAAGAAGUCGUAGUGACCCCACCUGCUGCUCAAGUGUCUCCUGCGUCACCGAUGGCAGGCACAGUGCCACAACCACCCCACCUCGGCAUGACGAUGGCUGGAAGUGGGGACGCCGGGGGUGCUUUUCCCGGGCUAUUUGCCGCUCCGCUGUGUGGUUCCACAUACCAGCAAUCAGGAGCACCUGGAUCCAGCGUUCCUUCAUCACAGCAGAAUGAAGUCCCAGCGGCACCAAAGGUGGAGGCAAGCGCACCAGGUGAAGUCUCGGAUGACGAUGCCGAUACGCGUCGGUUUGUGUGUACUAUUUGCCAGAAGACAUUUCGUCUUGAGGCCGCGCUGCAGCACCACUACCAGGCGAAACAUAAUAUGGAAAUGCCCCUUCCCGUUUCUGGAAGUGGUCAAAGCUCUAGCGCUACCAGAGAGCCGAGUGUUAACCCGAUUCAAGAUACAGCUUCUGGCCCUAACGCUGUGGAGGAUGCCGGUACGUCUCUUGGAAACUUCCAGCACUACGUAAGACAGCAGGACGGGGCUCUUCUGCAGGCCCCACAGUACUACCUCGAUGUGGCACCGAGCGCACCAGAGGAAGGCGAUGUCGCGGUUCACUGGCGCUGUGUCAACCACUGCGUGCUAAUGGGGGUAGUUCAGGAAAUUCAAGAGGGCUACGUCUUCGAGGAUCAUGUGUUGCAAUUCACAUUGGUGACUGACUUUGCGGGCCCCGCGCUUGGGGAUCCGAACAAGGACUUUCACACCGUUCGCGUCUACGACAAUGCGUUCUGGAAAUCGUUUAAGGAACAGCUUGGAGAGGGCGACCAUUGCGUGGUGACAGGUCGGUUGCGGAUGGUCCCACAGUUUGAUUCUGUUAUGAAAAAAUACUAUCAUUAUCCCAUACUACAGGUUGAACCAGGAACAGGUUGUAUGCAGAAGUUGUGA
This is a messenger RNA of Phytomonas sp. Hart1, 1254 nucleotides long. The record is from the annotation of a GenBank genome assembly. Lineage: Eukaryota; Euglenozoa; Kinetoplastea; Trypanosomatida; Trypanosomatidae.